Messenger RNA from Arabidopsis arenosa, 1289 nucleotides. The record is from the annotation of a GenBank genome assembly. Lineage: Eukaryota; Viridiplantae; Streptophyta; Magnoliopsida; Brassicales; Brassicaceae.
AACAUUCUUCUUCUCAUCGCUUCUUUAAACGAAUCAAACUCAUCACUUCACUCUCUCUUAUCGGAUCUUCCAAAGUAUAUCCUUCAAUGGAUCUAUGUACUCUUCAAGUAAAGGACGUUACGAUCCGAAACCCUUUCUUCUCAUCGUCCGUGAAAUCAUCAUCAAUUUCUGGGAAAAUCGGUGAAUUGGAGUUUAGAUUUCUCAAACGUAAGGUUUCUUCUCCUUCUCCGUAUCGUUCUUUGGUUGUUCGAGCUUCGUCUAAGAAGAGUAACGACGAUUCUUCUGCUUCUGGAGAUGCUUCUCAGGAAAACAAGCCUACUAAUGGUAACAAAUCAGGCGAUUCCGCGGCUCCGAAGUCGUUCGGUUUAAAGGCGGAUUGGAGAGAGUUUAGAGCGAACUUGUUUAUGAAAGAGCAGGAAGAAAAGGCGGAAGCUGAGGGUAAUGAAUCGGAACCGAUAGGGUUGAAAUGGGCGCAUCCGAUUCCGUUUCCUGAGACUGGUUGUGUUCUAGUUGCUACAGAGAAGCUAGAUGGUUAUAGAACAUUUGCGAGAACGGUUGUGCUUCUUCUUAGAGCAGGAACUAGACAUCCACAAGAAGGGCCGUUUGGAGUUGUUAUCAACCGUCCACUUCAUAAAAACAUCAAGCAUAUGAAAUCAACGAAAACCGAGCUUGCUACAACGUUUUCUGAAUGUUCUUUGUACUUUGGUGGACCUCUUGAAGCAAGCAUGUUCUUGUUGAAAACCGGCGAUAAAACUAAGAUACCUGGGUUUGAAGAAGUCAUGCCCGGGCUUAACUUUGGUACUCGAAACAGUUUGGAUGAAGCUGCAGUGCUUGUAAAGAAGGGAAUUCUUAAGCCACAGGAGUUUAGAUUCUUUGUUGGUUACGCCGGUUGGCAGCUGGAUCAGCUCAGAGAAGAGAUCAAAUCAGAUUAUUGGCAUGUUGCUGCUUGCAGCUCAGAUUUGAUAUGCGGAGCUUCAUCGGAAAACUUGUGGGAAGAGAUUUUACAGUUAAUGGGCGGUCAAUACUCCGAGCUUAGCCGGAAACCCAAGCUGGAUAUCUAGAAGUUAUGUUUGAAAUUGAUGCUAGUUUUCUAAGAGAACUUGAGGCUUUUUAUAACUUAUAUAUAUUUUCUCUAUUAAGCCAAUUUGUAUAGCUUACUUCGCUGGCUUUGUAUGUGAGAAUAAUGCACUUCUAUGCUAUUUAUAAAGAUUUGCUUUGUGAAAACUCCUAUUAUGUAUUCUGCAGUUAAUAACUAAAAAACAUCUAUCUAAUAAAUUGAAACAGUUGUU